Molecule: messenger RNA, 486 nt
Organism: Acanthosepion pharaonis
Lineage: Eukaryota; Metazoa; Mollusca; Cephalopoda; Sepiida; Sepiidae
Source: the annotation of a GenBank genome assembly
AUGUUUCUUGAUAUAGAACCACAAAGUUCUGCUUUCAAAAAGGUCCAGCAUGUGGCAACAGAAGAGGGUCAGCUAGCUAGCUCAGUCUGUACAUAUUUAUCUACGUAUCUCAUUCUAUCUAUCUAUCUAUCUAUCUAUCUAUCAGUCUAUACAUAUCUAUCUACGUAUCUAAUUUUGUUUCUAUCUAUCUAUCUAUCUAUCUAUCUAUCUAUCUCAGUCUGUACAUAUCUAUCUAAACUAUGUCUCUCAUUCUGUUCAUCUAUCUAUCUAUCUAUCUAUCUAUCUAUCUAUGAUCAAAUAUCUCUCUCUUUCUCUCUCUCUCUUUUUCUCUCUCUCUCUCUGUGUCUAUAUUUCGUGUCCAUAUCCGAUUUCGUGCUCGGUGACACGCGCCUGGUCUUCUUGAGUGGCCAGAUUUACGCCAUCAAGGCACCGAUUCGUCUCAUUGUUCGCGUGAACAACUCAUGGCCCGACACGGACCGAUUUUAG